Molecule: messenger RNA, 925 nt
Organism: Apis mellifera (honey bee)
Lineage: Eukaryota; Metazoa; Arthropoda; Insecta; Hymenoptera; Apidae
Product: chymotrypsin-1
Exons: 5
Coding region: 76-867 (263 amino acids)
Biological process (GO): proteolysis
Molecular function (GO): serine-type endopeptidase activity
Source: RefSeq, a predicted model, not a curated record
AUCCUUAUCGAUGCGAUAUACUCUCCCAGAGUGUAUUAAAGCGAGCGAAUCAAUAAACUUUUUAUUAGUUCCAAAAUGAUUGCUCUAAAUGUAUUGAGUGUACUUGGGUUCUGCCUUGCAGUCACUGCAUACGGUGUUCCUGAAAGUAAAAUUGUUGGCGGCAAAAAUGCUUUAUCUGGUCAGUUCCCUUACCAAGUAUCUCUGAGGAAGAAUAAAAGCCAUUUUUGCGGUGGAUCCAUCAUCGAUUCACGUACCAUUCUCACAGCAGCACAUUGUGUUGAAGGAUUGAGUAAUUUGAAUGGCAUCACUGUUCAAGCUGGAACAAAUCAACUGAACUCAGGUGGAGUGUCUUAUGUACCGGAGAAAGUUGUUGCCCAUCGCAGUUUCAACGCGCUCAGUCUCGUUAACGACAUUGCUUUGAUCCGUGUGAAUCAAGAUAUCUCGUUCACUAACUUGAUCCAACCGAUAAAAUUGGCUUCGGGUAGUAAAACUUAUGAAGGAUCAGACUGCAUCCUAUCCGGUUGGGGAACUACAAAAUUAAAUGGAAAUGUACCAAAUAAUUUGCAAUGGAUCAAACUAAAAAUCGAGACAGAACAAAAAUGCAAGCAAGCUCACUGGAGAGUACAAUCUUCUCAUAUUUGCACAUUCACGAAAUCCGGAGAAGGUGCUUGCCACGGUGAUUCUGGUGGUCCUCUCGUUGUCGGUGAUCUACAAGUCGGUAUCGUUUCCUUUGGACAACCUUGUGCCGUAGGAAAACCUGAUGUGUACACAAGAGUAUCUUCUUUCACAUCAUGGAUCAACGAACAUAAAUCUUUCCUCAUGGAGGAAAGGGGUGAAGCACCAGCAGACGGUUUCUACAUUUCUUAAAUAUAAUUUCUUAAAUAUAAUCGAUCACUGAUAAUAAAAGUUGACAAAAAAUCAUCUU